AGAGAAAAACUACUCAUUUACAUCCCACUUCCUAUCUUUUCUUUCUAAAGCUCUUUUACUAGUUGGCAGUUGCUAUCUGUGAGAUUUCUGCCUCUUUCUUUCCUGCUUUGUAGCAGGAAAAAAAGAAGGAAUGGAGACCCAAACAAGCCCUCUCCUCAGCUGGCCUUACUACUAUCAAGGCAAGAGUAUAGAAGAGCUAAAACAUUCAUUGGUGUGCACAACCUUGGAGCUAGAAACAACAAAACUAGCAGCUCAAGAGGAGAUUAGGAAGAGGGAAGAUCAAUUAACCCAUCUCCAAGAAUUGCUGAAUAGAACAAUAUCAGAAAGAGAUGAAGCUCAAGAAAACUGCAAAACCCUCCUCUAUGAAAAAAUCUUUCUCCAACAACAACAGCAGCAGCAACAAAAUCCUCUUCCUCAAGUAAACUCUGGAUCAUCUUCAAGCAUAGAAGAUGAGCCCACCACCACAACUAGAAAGCUGCAUGGAGUAGACUCCAACAACAACAACAACAACAACAACAACAACAAUGGUGCUCAUUUAUCCUCCUCAGACUGUGAAGAAAGCAUCAUUUCUUCACCAACAUCGCCGCUUCGGCUGCCGCUUUCUUCGCCUUCAUCAGCUGUCCCAGAAGCUGCCCUGCAGCUGCUGUCAAGCAAGAAACCAUUACCAGAAAAGGGUAAACUUUUACAGGCAGUUAUAAAAGCAGGCCCACUUCUGCAGACUUUGCUGUUAGCUGGCCCACUCCCUCAGUGGAGACACCCUCCUCCACCAUUGGAGAACUUUGACAUUCCUCCAGUUGCAAUUCCUGCUGCAGCAGCUGGGAAUCAACAUGAGUUGGUUGUUCAUGAGGAAGAUUUUUUUGUUAAUGGUGCUAAAAGUUGUGGCAAUGUUAACAGGAAAAGAGGCUUUUUUAAUGGUGUUUGUGAUGGUUCUUCUUAUGAGAUUAACAAGUAUCAAAGGGUACUUCUGCAUUGAGUUGAAUAUUUUUGUAGUUUAUUUUAAUUAGCUGGAAUUGGGGAUCACACAAUUCUGUAGUUUUUCUUAUAAUUACAUGAAUACUAUAACCAAUAUGUAGUAGAUCAAUCUGAUGUUGUGUAGAUUUCUAGGAGUGAAAUUUUGUACCAAAGGAAAGCUAAAAGUGGCUACUUGGAACUGGAUCUGUGCCAUUUGAAAGUAAAACUUUCUAAUUAUAUACAACUAGUCUGGAAAAUCCGUGUAUAUAUGUAACACACGGGUUAUAGAUUAAGACUUAAUAUUACUUUUUAUUGUAUAUUUAUAAUUUUAA
Molecule: messenger RNA, 1283 nt
Organism: Beta vulgaris subsp. vulgaris (sugar beet)
Lineage: Eukaryota; Viridiplantae; Streptophyta; Magnoliopsida; Caryophyllales; Amaranthaceae
Exons: 2
Coding region: 131-973 (280 amino acids)
Source: RefSeq, a predicted model, not a curated record